Molecule: messenger RNA, 8932 nt
Organism: Rhopalosiphum padi (bird cherry-oat aphid)
Lineage: Eukaryota; Metazoa; Arthropoda; Insecta; Hemiptera; Aphididae
Product: cadherin-23-like
Exons: 29
Coding region: 471-6107 (1878 amino acids)
Biological process (GO): homophilic cell-cell adhesion
Cellular component (GO): plasma membrane
Molecular function (GO): calcium ion binding
Source: RefSeq, a predicted model, not a curated record
GGUUCACAUCACGCGCGCGGCCCACCAACACGUUCGAGUUCAUCACCGUUCCCCGGACGACGACUCUAAAGUCUGCACGGUCUUGCUGGCCUUAGUCUCUCGCCGCACGCGUUUCCCAGUCGCCGUGUGUUCCUUCCUCGUAUUGAUUAUGAUAUUUUUCCAGUGCACCGACAAUUGGUUUGUCAGCUUCCUGUGUCUGUGCGGUUGUCUGCAGUGACAAUACUCGUCAUUAAUAACAUACUUAUUACGUCAAUAUUAUUGUUAUAACAACACGAACGCAGCCGACCGUCCUGUGAUACUCGCAACUAACGAAUACAAUUUAUACAUUUUUUGGUGGAGCUUUUGAUACUUGCUGCAGCCGAAAUAAAUAGUGGAUUAUACCUACACAGUUAUGAAAACUGACAAUGUUGAAUCGUUAUAAUAUGUCAAGUUGAAACACGGCAAAUAAUGUCAUCGACCGAGGACAAAAUAUGGUUGUUUAUCAGAAUGGUUGGAAAAUAUAUUGGUUGUCAGUAGUGAUAUUAGUUCAAUUUUCUGCAGCUAAUAAGCCCCCACAAUUUGUUACCGACUGGCAAACCGAAAUUAUUGUUCGGUUGAAAGAGGGUCCCGAGACUCCUAUUGGAAGUCUCAUUUAUCGGGUUCGUGGUAUUGAUCCCGAUGCCGAUAAAUUAUUAUUUGGUGUACGAGAACCAGGUGAUAAAGUUAUUAGAGUUGAAAAUUUUGGCAGAAGUGAAGCUAACAUUUAUUUGAAAAUUGAAUUAGAUCGUGAAACCAAAGAUGAAUAUUCACUAGUGUUGACAUUGACUGAUGGUCACUUGGGAGAUGGAAAUUUUAUUACUCAGAGUUUUUUAUUAAUUGUGGAUGACAUAAAUGACAAUGCGCCUAUAUUUAAGCCAUAUCAAAAUACAAUAUUUGUACCAGAGGACAGUCCACCCACGGUGAUUGCAACGGUUGAGGCCACCGAUGCAGAUGAAGGCCCAUAUGGACAGGUGGUUUACCAUUUACAAGACUCGGAUUCAAUAGAAAGUAAUCUAUUUUCUAUAUCUACAAUUAAUGGCCAAGGCGUAAUACGCCUUGUGGGAAGCUUGGAUUAUGAAAAAACUUCACUGCAUCAAUUGAAAAUAUUGGCUGUUGAUCGUGCAACCAUUGAGAAGAGAAAAACCGGUACAGCUGCCAUAUUUGUGAAAGUACAAGAUGUCGAAGAUCAACCUCCUGAAUUCAUUGUUGUAACACCAGUGGCAAGAGUAAGCGAAGAUGCACCACCAGGGACAUCAAUAAUUCAAGUGAAAGCAAUUGAUGGAGAUCGUGGUAUAGAUAACCGCAUUGUAUAUUCAAUCACACGUGGGGGCAAUGGAAUGUUACAAGUUGAACCAAAUUCUGGUAUUGUCUACACAACAAAUAUUUUGGAUCGGGAGGAUCCGCUUAUUAUUAAAACUGGUGCCAUUAUUAUUGAGAUUAUGGCCACUGAAGAAUCGAAAAAUGUGUUUCCUAAUCCUUCAACAAAAACGGAAGUAACCGUAAUCGUUACGGAUGUAAAUGAUGAAACACCGACAUUUCGUAGUCCUCAAUACAUUGCUGAAGUUAACGAAAAUUCCCAACAAAAUACUCCUGUGAACUUUAUUGGAGAUUCAAUACCCCAAGUUUAUGAUUACGAUCAAGGUAAAAAUGGAACUUUUCGCUUACGAAUUCAACAAGGACGAAUUGGAUACUUUGAUAUUACACCUUCCGAAGGUAUAAAUGAAGCAUCAUUUCUGAUUCGUGUGAAUAGGACAGCUGAUUUAGACUAUGAACUAGUUAAAGUUAUUAACUUUACAAUCGUUGCCAUUGAAACAAUAGCUAAAAAUCCAAAAUAUAGUGUUGUUCCCGUUUCUGUUUACAUUCGAGAUGUUAACGACAACUACCCGGAGUUUUCACGUCCUACUUAUGAAGUUUUUGUUUCUGAAAAUUCUGUAUCUGGUAAAAUUAUUGGGAAAGUUGAAGCCACUGAUAAAGAUUCUGGUGUCUUUGGAACAAGUGGUAUACGAUAUACAAGUAUAAGAGGAAGUUGCGCUGAUUUUCUUAAAUUAAAUGCAGAAUCUGGAGAAAUUAUAAUAAAAUCGGACAGACCUGUAUUUGAUCGAGAACAAAUAUCCAAACACUUUUUAACAAUCGAAGCACGAGAUGAUUUAGGUUUAGGAAAUAGGAAUUCUGUUCAGUUAAUUAUUAACGUGGAAGAUGUUAAUGAUAACUCACCACGAUUUCUUUCAUCAAAGUAUGAAACACGACUUAAAGAAAAUCAUCUGCUCUUUGAAUCACCAGUCACUGUGGAAGCCAGAGAUCUAGAUUUAAAUGGCACAAAAAAUUCGGAAAUAUCAUAUCGUAUAUUGCAUUCCGACUAUCCAGUUGAAUGUUUUUCAAUUGACUCCAUUACGGGUGUUUUAAAACCGAUAAGGCCAGUAGACUUUGAAAAGCUACAAAAUCGGAAAAGUACUAACAGUAUUAAUGGAAAUCUGAGACCAAUCAAUUUGGUGAUCCAAGCGCAAGAUCACGGGUUGCCAUCACUAUCCGAUGAAACUCAUGUAAUUAUAUACGUAGAAGAUGUUAACGACUUUGGACCAAAAUUCGAAAGCAACAAUUAUGAAACAAUUAUUUCUGAAGAUUUAGUGGGUGGUAGCACUGUUUUAGAGGUAAAUGCUUGGGAUGAAGAUGGAUCUGCUCCAAACAAUAUUGUAGUGUAUAGACUUAGUAGUGGAGCAGAAGAUAAAUUUGUGAUCGAUGCAUAUUCAGGAGUGAUAAAAGUCGCACAUGGGGCAUCUUUGGACCCAGAUAAAACUCAACCAAAGACAUAUGCAUACUAUUUAGAAGUUGUGGCAAUCGAUGGAGGGAUUGGUGAUCAGCAACUCAGUUCUAUUGUAAAUGUAACAAUUAAAAUUCAAGAUGUAAAUAAUAAACCUCCAUUUUUCAAAGAAAUGGAACCGAUUCACGUGAAUGAAAACGAAUUGGUUGGUAGCGUAAUUACGAAAAUUGAAGCAGAAGAUCCAGAUGCAAAACCGGUGUUGAGAUAUAAAAUUGAUGUGAACGCUUCAGAAGCUAGAAACGAAGAUGGAGUGAUCAUUAGACCCACAGAUUAUGAUUGGCCAUCGGCAUUUGCUUUAAAUCCUGUAGACGGUUAUCUAAGAGUGGGUAAAUUACUGGACAGAGAAAAAGUUGAAACUAUCCGGUUGGCACUCGUAGUCGAAGAUAUUGCUGCAGUUAAUGGCAAACAAAUUGUUCAAACUAUUUUAAUUGUCCAUGUCGAUGACGAAAAUGAUAAUGACCCAGUGUUCCGUCAAAAGUUCUAUAAAAGAACUGUGAUGGAAAACAGUCAACCUGGUGUACCUAUCAUCACCGUGAUGGCAGAUGAUGCCGAUAAAAACAGAACAAUCCAUUAUUCGAUAGAAGAUUCGUCAAUGGAUGCUACAGAUUUAAUUAGAUUAGAUCCCGAGUCUGGGGAAAUUGUUGUGGCUGGUCGUAUCGACCACGAGCAAGUACAUUGGAUAAAUGUUAGUGUCCGAGCAUUAGAUAGCGGAGUUCCAGCUCGGUCUUCGUUUGCAGACGUUAUUUUACGCGUAAUUGACGAAAACGACAACAACCCAUAUUUUAUUGAAGAUACGCCUACCAACAUAACAAUUCCAGAAAACACGCCAAUCGGGUCAUCGAUAGCUAUAAUUACAGCAAUGGACGCAGAUUCUGGCGAUUUUGGUAAAAUUACAUACUUAUUGGAUCGUCUAUCAUCGCAGGGGAAAUUCACAAUUGAUACAAAUAACGGAGUAUUGAAAGUAGCUGAUACGUUGGAUAGAGAACAGACGAGUACCUAUAAUUUAAUUGUUGAAGCAUGGGAUAAUUAUCAGUUCGGAUACAUUUCCGGCGAAAGUCGGAACGCCUUCAAACAAAUUAUGGUGAUGGUAUCCGAUAUAAACGACAACGCUCCGUUGUUUGACCAUUUACCUUCCGAAUGUGUCAUUGUCACAGAGUUUCAUACUGUUGGCGAUAUGAUUUUAUUAAUAAAAGCUACAGACGCAGACGACCCAGCCACAGUUAAUGGCCGAAUAAUGUUUUCUAUCGAGGAUGGGAAUGAAAGAGAGUUAUUUGGUCUACAUAAUGUUGAUUUUUGGUCGGGUCGUUUGUAUACAACUUCGUCGUUGAAAAACCUCUACGGAAAUUAUAGUCUUCUCAUUCGUGCACAGGAUGGUGGCGAUCCUCAAAAGUCAAGUUUAACCACUGUAAACAUUUGUGUCACAGACGUCAAUGAUAAUGCUCCUCGUUUCGUAUCCCCUCCAUACAAUGUAACCGUUAGGUUGCUUCAAAAUAUGACAAUUGGAAGCCCAGUAAUUACAGUGAAAGCUAUUGAUGAUGAUGUCGGCCAAAAUGCAGAAGUAAGGUAUCGUUUCAAACAAGAUCUAAUGGGUGAUUGGAAGACAUUUUUGGUAGAUGAGAUUACUGGAUUAAUCACAUUAAAAAAAUCAUUGAACAAAGAAAUCCAAAAAAUCUAUCAGAUUCGAAUAGAAGCUUAUGAUCUUGGUAUACCAACACCUCUAUCGUCUGAUUUAGAACUCACAAUUCAUGUACGCAGUACUAAUGAUUUCCAACCUAGAUUCUUAAUUAACGAGAUCACCGUUAAUUUUACUGAACACCGCGAACCAGGAUCUGAAUAUUGGCAGCUUAUUGAUACAGUUGAUCGAGAGGAGUUAAAUGAUUUAGAAAAAACACCACCUCCGAUUUGUUACUAUGUAAUUUCUGGAAACGAUGAUAACCGAUUUAUUGUUGAACCACUUAACCAUAGAAUAUCUGUUGCUUAUGAACUCGAUCGUGAAGUUAAAGAAACUUAUGAAUUGCUUGUGAAAGCCAGUGAAGAUUGUUUGCAUUCUCCACCGCCAAGUCACGGUAUUAUUCAAGAUGAUGAUAGUUUACUUAAAGUUUUAGUUUUUGUUAAUGAUAUAAAUGACCAUGCACCGGGAUUUGUGAAAAGAGUAUUUACUGGUGGCGUAACUACAGAAGCAAAUUUUGGUGCAGAGUUUAUGCAAAUAAAGGCGAUUGAUGCGGAUAAAGGAAACAAUGCUGAAUUGUCAUAUUACAUAGUUCCUGGUUCUUUGGAAGUAUCACUAGCAGAAGGAUUGGACAGUAUACAAUAUCCACCAUUUUUGGUGGACAUCGCUACGGGAGUGAUAUAUUUAAAUUUUGAUCCUCAAAAGGGAAUGAAAGGUUAUUUUGAUUUCCAAGUAGUUGUUAAUGAUACCGGUGGGUUAUACGAUACGGCACGAGUACUUAUUUAUUUAUUGCGUGAAGACCAAAGAGUCAGAUUUGUUGUACGACAGAAUCCAUCACAGCUACGGGAGAAAGUUGAAAUAUUUAGAGAAAUUUUAGGAAACGUUACUGGGGCUAUAGUAAACGUUGACGAGUACAAAGUUCAUGAAACCCACGACGGUAGAGUAGAUAAAACAAGAUCAGACAUGUACCUACAUUUUGUCGAUCAUAACGAUAAUUCCAUCAUGGAAGUUCCACAUGUAUUGCGGAUUAUAGAUGAAAACAUCGAACAUCUAGAUUCUUUAUUUAAAGAGUUCAACGUACUCGAUACACAAGCAGCUGAGCCGGAACCAUUGCGUCGAGCUUCAAUGAAAGACGACAAUGUGAUUUGGAUGUGGUUGGUUGGCACCACUUUUUUCUUGGGGUUACUAUUAAUAGUCGUUGUAUCUAUUUGCUUGUCGCAACGUUCAAACUAUCGUAGACAACUCAAAGCAGCCACUAUAAAUGCAUUUGAUCCUAGAACACCCGAUCAUAUUACUUCAGCUGUAAUCGGUGGACGCGUACCGAAUACGAACAUGCACAGUGUGGCGGGAUCAAAUCCUAUGUGGAUGCAAGCGUAUGAAAACGAAUGGUACAAAGACAGAGAGACUCUAAGUCAAACAUCGGAACGUGACUCUUUGGACGACAAUACCACUACCAGUACGACAUCGCCCCAGCCAAUAGAGCGGUCAACGACUACAUUAUUUAUCAAAAGUAAUGAGUGUAAUAUACAUACAGACAGUACUGACGACUGCUACGAACGGACAAGAAUUACGGUGAAGAAUCUGGAAACUACAGAGUUAUGACAUUCGGUAAAACAAGUAUGAUGAGGUAACUGCGGUUAGGGACUAGCCAAGUUCCCCACGCUCAAUACACGGUGACCUAGCCGGAAAAUAUACCAACAACGAUUAGCGAUAUUUAUAUUAUUUUUAUUUUUACAUCAUAUACCUAUAAUAUAUAAAAUAUAUAUUUAGUGUUUUAAGGCUGACUCUUUUAUAUUAAAUUAUAUAGAAUGGGCAAACUAAAAUAUUGUUGAAAGAUAACACUAUAUACAAGCUUAAGAUAAUGUAGGAUCGACAAAAUUGUAUAUUCUCUUAAGAUUACUUGUGGUUUAAAUUCAAUUCUAUGAUACUGUUUGUUAGUUGUUAGAUAAUUUGAUUCCAGACAAAUCACAUUAUAGUACCAAUUUUUUAAUUACCAACUAUCUUUUUUCAUUGUUUUUAUUAUUAAAGGGAUUGUAAAUGGUCAGUUAUAUGAUCAGACCAAAAUACACCAAUUUCUCCAACUGAUAUGAAUUGUUCAUUAUGGCUAAUUGAGAUCAAUCAAGGCCACUUUAUCAAACUUUGUUCCCCAACUCCUAUUAAUUUGUUUCGAAUAUUUAAAAUUUCAUAAAUUUUAAAUGUUGAUAGUUGGAAAUUUAAAUCAAAAAUCUUAAAAUGUGGCCCAAUUGAUCUAAUGGAUCUAAAUUCUAAAGUAGACUUAUUAAAAUAUUCAAAUCAGUUUUCAGAAAUCUUAUCACAUCAAAAGGUUCAUUGGUAGGAUUGACAAAUAGUGCAUACAGAUGAGUAAUAUAUUAUAUAUUAUUCAUGUGUGAGAUGUCGUCGUUGUGAUUUGUACAUGUACGUUCGGGGGCACUCCACUAUUUAUUUUAUACUAUAACAGUCACACACACUAAUGAUCACUUAUUACGCACAUAUUUGCAAGACCCAAUUAUAUGCAUUUAGAAAAAUUAUUAUAUUGAACUCCUUAAAAAUGGACCGUUUGCAUAUUGCAAACGGACAAUUUUUAAAGAGUUCAUAUAGGCAAUAAAAAAGUUAUUUAGUUACUUUAUAUUAUUGUUCUCUUUAAUUUAAUUUACUUAAUUUUAUUUUACUAUCUUGAUUUAAUAAAUAAAAAUACGACGUUUUAUAAUAAAAUAAAAUAAAUUUUUUCAUCAGACAAUCACACGUUAGGUAACCUAACCUAGUGGUACAAUAAGUAGUAUUAACUAUUAAGUUGUAACUGGUUUCUAUUCACUCGUACUCGUGAUUUUACUAAUUCUUAUAACUAUCCUUUUUUAUUUAUAUGCAUGACUCAACGCAAAUGACAAGUGUUAAGUGCUAAUGAUAAGUAUUCCGCAUUAUAUAUUCAUAAAUCCGACAGGUUAGGUUAGGUUAGGUUCCAAUGUAACUUCCAUAUUCAUCGUCUCCCAAGAAAAUGUCGUUUUUUCACUGAAUACAUGAAUGGUAUCUAUUUUCAUCUAACAUACAGUUUGGUUUAUCUAAUAAGACUUUGAAAUAACUACUAUGGUAUUGGUACAAAAUAAUGUCCAUUUGCAAUUCCCUUAAAUUACAUUAAUUGAAUGCUGUAAAUUAAUUUUAACUUACGAAUAAUUUUGCAUCUUUAUGAAAUUCACUAUACUGUUGAUUUGGUAAACAUUAAACAGUAGUAAUUCCAAAUGUAAUUGAUAUAAAUUAAUUGAUAAUGUUAUAGAAAAUAGAAAUGUCCAUUUUAAAUUUUAAAGUUAUUAAUUUUUACUGUGACAAACCAUUUGAAGCCAUAAGCACAAUAGUAUCCUAAUCAUUCUUAAGCACGUUUGUCAUAAAUCGUAUACUAUUACUAUAGUUACUAGUAUCUAGAAUAAUAUUAUAUUGUAUUUAUUAAAUAUAUCUAUAUUAUUAUCACCAGUAUUAUCACUAGUAUUAUCACUAUUAUAUGGUUAGUACUACUAUAUAGGCCAUGUUCACGUGAGAAAAUUGUGUUAAAGUAUUAGGGGAGUGAGGAAGUUAAUAACAACAUAAAAUAUAUCCAUACGAUUAAAAAAAUGUCUCGUUUGUUCGAGGAAAUAUCAUUACAAUUUAUCAUACUAAAUAUAAUAUUAAAAAAUUCUUCAGCUUUUUGGUAAAUAUGUUAGUAUUUAUUCAAAAUCUCGAAAAUUUGAAAAUUAUUUUGUUCUUGUAAAUAAUAAAAAUUUAUAAAAUAUUCAAUUAAAAUUCUUAAGGAAUUUAUAGUUACUUACCAGUUACCAAUGGUGACUUUAUACAUGUGGAUAACCAAAAAUUUAAACAUUCUGGUGAGAUUUCUUACAUGGUUCAAUUUAUAUUUGAGUGAACCAUAGGUUAGGUUAGGUAUUGGCUAUUCAUAAAAACAUUACAUUCGCAGAAAAUGAAAGGAAUGGUUUUGGGCCCCCCAUUUCCGUCAAUAGCUAUGUUUCUUUGUCAAAAUAGUAGCAGGUGUCCCAUAAAUUAGUGGGAAUCCAUCAAACCUGUUGAGUGACGUCUGGUGUCUCUAUAGUCUAUACUGUGCAUUUACAAAACACCUAUCUAUUUCAUAUAUUUAAUAACUAUUUAUUUGUUAUAAACCCUAAUUAUUUUAAUUAUAUGUUUUAAUGACUUAGCGUUUAUACUGUAUGUCUGUCUAAUAUAGUGUAAGUAUAUAUAUUUUAGUAUUUACAAUUUUUUUUAUUUAAUAUUACCUAUAGUUAAGUAAUUAGUUAAUAUUAUUUAUUAUUUUUAUUUUUUACUAUUGUGCCUAGUACUUAUAUAAUAUAAUCAUAUUAAUGCGCGUUUUUAUCGCAUGAAUGUAUAUAUUUUAUAAAUCAAAAUUAAAAAGCCUUACAAUAUUAUUAUAUGUUAUAUUUCGUUUUCAAUCA